Anguilla anguilla (European eel) is the source of this 2489-nucleotide messenger RNA. RefSeq names its product interferon-related developmental regulator 2 (gene ifrd2). Lineage: Eukaryota; Metazoa; Chordata; Actinopteri; Anguilliformes; Anguillidae. The record is from RefSeq and is a predicted model, not a curated record. The coding region runs from base 511 to 1884 and encodes 457 amino acids. The transcript has 13 exons.
AAUGAAGAGGUGGAGCGUGGCCGGCCUGUGCAUGGUUAGAGGAGAAGAUGGUGGAAUCUGCGGGAACAACGUGCACGAUACUACGUCCCAAACGAUUCGAAAAAUUCCGACCCUCGCAACCAGGCAUUAGGUAUCGCUUACCCGGGGACAAUCAUAGAUAAUAUAUAUACAAAACGAGAAAAGAACCAGGGCUUAAAAGUUGUUGUUUUUUGUGAAACGUGGUGAGAAAGAUUUGGUGGAGUGGAGUGGAGUGGAGCAGUUAGCUUGCUAGCUAACUUGGCUAGUUUUGUGUUAGGGAAAUUUUGUUAGUACUGCCCUGCAGUCUUGCCGGUUUAUUCGUUGGCGAAGCCGUCGGUGUCUGAUGAUUAGUUCGGUUGUUGGCGGUCAGGGAUUCCGAGGAGACGCGCUUAACGAAAGCAAUUCCAAAUAGGAUAAGUUGUAUUUGCGUGUCUUGCUGUUAAUAUCGGCCCAGGUUUUAUUUGAAGCGGAGAACGAAGCAACUCUGGCGCCAUGCCGAAGAAUAAAAAAGGGAAACGUGGUUCCAAUAAGGGCUCUCUCCGACAGGAGGUCCUACAGCUGCAGUUGUCGGCCAAGGCCGCUCUGCAGUGUAAAGGUGCAGGUGGGAGGAAUGGAGUGAAGGGAGAGUCUGGAGCGAGUGAUGAUGACCUGGCCAGUGAUGUUCUCAGUCACUACAGCAGUGCCAGUGAGAGUGCCUCUGUCCUGGAGGAGGGCACUGGCGUGGAGCCAGUGGAUGAACAGACUGCACAAGAGGAGACUGAGGACAAGCUGAAACAGUGCAUUGACAAUCUCAUGGACAAGAGUGCAAAAACCCGCCUGGCUGGAUUGGAGAGCCUGAGGCAGGCCUUUUCCUCCAGGCAGCUGUAUGAUUUCCUGCUGGAGCGCAGGCUCACCCUGAGCGACUGCCUGGAGAGGAGCCUACGCAAGGGCGGUGGGGAGGAGCAGGCGGCCGCCGCGGGGGUGUGCGCCCUGCUGUGCGUGCAGUUGGGCGGGGGGGACGAGGGCGAGGAGGGCUUCAGGACCCUCAGGCCCGUCCUCAGCUCCAUCCUCAGCGAUGGCUGCGCCAGCAUCGCUGCCCGACAGAGCUGUGCCACGGCCCUGGGGGUGUGCUGCUAUGUCUCUGCCGCAGAGGAUGCAGAGGACCUAGUGAAAUCCAUGAGCCACCUGGAGAGUGUGUUCACCACCUCAUACCCAAAUCGAGAGGGCACUCUACCCACCCCAAAGCCAGGCACCCCAGGACUCCACUGCGCCGCCCUGCAGGCCUGGGCACUGCUAGUCACCUUGUGCCCUGCCUCACACCUCCACACACUGCUCGACAUACACUUACCUAAACUGCAGGCCUGCUUGGAAUGCUGCGAUGUCAACUACAGGAUCGCUGUUGGGGAGACCAUUGCACUGCUGUUUGAACUGGGCAGAGAUAUUGACCGGGACUUCCAGUAUGACGACUGUGACACAUUGUGUGAAAUACUGAAAGGCCUGGCGACCGAUGGGAACAAACACAGGGCCAAGAAUGACCGGCGGAAACAGCGCUCCAUCUUCAGAGAAGUCCUGCACUAUAUCGAGAAUGAGGACUUCACGGAGGAGAAGAUUCGCUUUGGCCUGGAAGGCAUCUAUAUCGACAGCUGGAUGCGUAGGAGGAUCUAUGAUGCUUUCAAAGAGGUUCUAGAAUCUGGAGUGAGACACCACUUGCAGUAUAACCAGCUGCUGAGGGACAUCUUUGAACUGGGACCACCUUUGAUUCUGGAUGCCUCUGUCAAGGCCAGCCGGAUAUCCCGUUUUGAGAAGCAUCUGUACAACUCUGCUGCUUUCAAAGCCAGGACUAAACUAAGGAACAAGGUGAGGGACAAACGAGCAGACGUGAUGUGAGAGUGGCAAAGAGAGGGGACUCGUACCAGCCCCAGGGGACAACAGCACGCGGGAGAAGAACACUAGCCCAACCAUAUCUCUUCACUUGAAAAAACAUGCUGCUGCCAAAACCGGGACAUUGCAAACGAUUCCUGUGUGUGUGCGUUUUAUUUUUUUAUUUAACACCACGGAAUAAAAUAAAACAACAGAUGGGAAUAAUGAAAAGUAUAAUGUACCUUUAUAUUAACUAUAUGUAAGACAAUAUUAAUCAUUUCAUGUGGAGUAUUUUACCUUCUAAUUUAUUGAGUGGAAGACCAGAAAAUGAUUUUUAAACAAACAUUUGCAGACUUUGUAAUCAAACAUGGGAAAGGUUUAAACAAAAUGAAGACAUUUUGUAGUUUUUCUAUGUAUAUUUUGUAUGCUGGUUUGAUUGUGCAUUAUUUAUCUUUAUAUGUAUAUAUAAAAUACAUAUGUAUGUAUAAUGAAAGUGCACCAAGAUUAAAAAAGGAAUUGAGUGGCGGUUAUUUUCCAGCUUUUGUCAUCUAAUUGACAGGCAGUGCUUAUGUACCCAAAGGGUAAAACUAAUUUGACAUCUUGAAUUAAAAUAAAAUCUAAUAAGUGAGGAA